Parasteatoda tepidariorum (common house spider) is the source of this 681-nucleotide messenger RNA. RefSeq lists its product as uncharacterized. NCBI's taxonomy places the organism in Eukaryota, Metazoa, Arthropoda, Arachnida, Araneae, Theridiidae. The record is from RefSeq and is a predicted model, not a curated record. Gene Ontology annotation, molecular function: nucleic acid binding.
AUGGCAAGAGCUCUGUCAUCGGCUAAUAUUCAACAAUAUUAUGCCCAAAAUGGCAUAACUUGGAAAUUUAUCGCCCCACGAGCGACUUGGUGGGGAGGCUGGUGGAAAAGCCUGAUAGGAAUUGUCAAGCGAUGUCUACGAAAGGUACUCGGACGAGCACUUCUUGACGAGGAAGGUCUGUCCACGGCCCUCAUUGGAAUAGAAGCCGCUCUGAACAGCCGACCAUUAAUAUACGAAGAUGGAGAAGAUAACAGUUCCACAGCCUUAACACCAAGCCAUUUCUUGACAGGACGAAAACUAACGGCCAUUCCAUCCAGCCCAAAUAAUAACACAAAGCAAAGAAAGAUCUACAAGAAGCAGCAAGACUUACUCGACUACUUUUGGAAAAAAUGGUCCAAUGAAUAUUUGCUUCAAUUGCGGUCAUUUCAUCAAGUUCGUAAUCAGGACAAUAUCAUUAACAUCCGAAUUGGUGAUAUUGUACUCCUACAAGAGGAUGUCCGACCACGGCACAUAUGGAAGAAAGCUAGAGUGGUGAACUUGCAUGAAGGACGAGAUGGAAAAAUUAGAUCCUGUGAGCUGAUUGUUAAUGGUCUUAAUAUAACCCGUCCGGUAGCUCUGGUCAUCCCCCUCGAGGUCUACCAGGGUGGGGAGGAUGUUGAGGUUGAGUUCGAGAUUAGUUAG